Messenger RNA from Cuscuta campestris, 2833 nucleotides. The record is from the annotation of a GenBank genome assembly. Lineage: Eukaryota; Viridiplantae; Streptophyta; Magnoliopsida; Solanales; Convolvulaceae.
UUUGAAAAAGAAUUGAAUUGAUUCUUUCUUAUAUGCAGAGAGAGAGAGAGAGAGAGAGAUUCAAGAGGCGCCAGGGAGGGAGAGACUGAUUCCUUUCGUAGCGUUAGAAUUUUGACUUCUGCGUGGUGCUUCCAGUGAUUCUUGGAUUCUCGCUGCAAAUUGAUUCCCUCUAUCCAUUUGGUUGAUGGAAAAUGUAAACGGAAAUACCCCAUCGAUGAACUGCUCUUUUGAUCCUGGAACAGCUUAUGAAGACAACAAGGGAAACAGCUCAUCUGAAUCAAGCAAACUUAUAGUACAUGAAGAAAAGAUGCAGCAAGUCUCCACUUCAGAUAGUUCAAAGCUAGAGCCUUUGGAAGACGAUGAACCAGAAGAUGCAAAUGGCACUUUUGAUCAGCGUCCACAUAUUCCAAUGGCAUUGCCUUCCAAUAGCACAGCAAAGGAGACAGAGGGAGACAAUAAUAAUGGUCCAGAAACAACAACUUGGGAGCUAUCUAAAAACAGUCCUUCUAGUAGUGAAAAUGCCCAAACAUACCGGGUUCAAAUUGACACAACGGCGCCUUUUGAAUCAGUGAAGGAAGCCGUAUCUAAAUUUGGGGGCAUUGUUGACUGGAAAGCUCAUCGAGCCCAGACAUCUGAGAGGCGAAAGUUUAUUGAUCAAGAACUAGGCAAAGUGCUGGAGGAGAUCCCAUUGUUGAAAAAACAAGGCGAGGCUGCAGAAGAGGAAAAAAUGCAGGUUCUGGAGGAUUUGGACAGCACCAAAAGAGCAGUAGAAGAACUGAAGCUUAGUCUUGAGAGAGCGCACACGGAGGAGCAACAGGCAAGACAAGAUUUUGAGCUCACAAGGCUGAGAGUGGAAGAGAUUGAGCAAGGGAUCGCCGACGAAGCCAGCAUUGCCGGCAAAGCGCAGCUUGAGGUUGCGAAAGCCAGGCACAAAGCUGCAGUUUUGGAGAUGGAGACUGUGAGAGCCGAACUGGAACAACUCUGGGCAGAUUAUUCCCUCUUGGUUUCUGAGAGGGAUGAAGCAGUCAAAAGGGCAGAGGAGGCAGUUUAUGCGUCUAAAGAGAUUGAGAAGACGGUGGAGGAUUUGACUAUUGAAGCCAUAACCUUGAAGGAAGCCUUGGAAGCCGCGCACGCUUCGCAUAUGGAGACAGAAGAACACAGACUAGGGGCAGCAUUGGCCAGAGAAGAAAACAUCCUUAACUGGGAGAAACAAGUGAGAGAAGCUGGGGAGGAGGUUGAGAAGGCAAAACAGCAGAUUCAGUCUGCAAAGGAUCUGAAAUCAAAUCUUGAAACUGCUUCAGCAUUGCUGCUUGAUCUGAAAUCACAAUUCUCAACUUACAUGGACUCUAAGCUUCCAGAAUCCGAGGAAGACGGGCCCUCAGAGAUAAGUUCAAGAACCACUCGCAUGGAAAUGCAAGCGGCGGCAGAUUCAGCUAGGAGGGAACUGGAAGAGGUGAAACACAGCAUUGAGAAAGCAAUGGCUGAAGUGAACGCAUUGAGAGUGGCAGCCGAUUUGCUGAGGUCAAAACUGGAAACGGAAAAGUCUGAACUUUUCGCCAUUCAACAGAGGGAAGGGAUGGCAUCCAUCGCCGUCUUGUCUCUAGAGACUGAGCUGAAGAGGACAGUCUCUGAGGUAUCCCUUGCGCGGACGAAGGAGAAAGAAGCCAGAGAGAGGCUGGCCGAGCUUCCAAAGCAACUUCAAGAGGCAGCCAAAGAGGCUGACUUGGCAAAGUCCCUUGCCGAAACAGCACGGGAUGAGCUGAGGAAAGCAGAGGAAGAAGCAGAGCAAGCCAAAGCAGGGGCUAGAACCAUGGAGAGUAGGUUACUAGCUGCUCAAAAGGAGAUAGAAGCUGCAAAAGCAUCAGAGAGACUGGCACUCUCAGCCAUCAACGCUCUGCAGGAAAGUCAAUCCGGCGGUCAAAGCAUCAUCGACGGUCAAGAUUCGCCGAACCUGGUCACGCUUCCUCUAGACGAGUACUAUGAGCUCAGCAAGCAGGCGCACGAAGCAGAAGAGGAAGCUAACCGGAGAAUUGCCGCCUCUAUCUCCCAAAUUGAGGUGGCAAAGGAGUGUGAGUUGAAAAGCCUGAAGAAGCUGGAGGAAGUCAAUCGUGAGAAAAGUGAAAGAAAGGAGGCUUUAAGGGUUGCCUUAGAGAAGGCAGAGAAAGCCAAACAAGGGAAGCUGGCUGUGGAACAAGAGCUCAGAAGAUGGAGGGCUGAGCAUGAGCAAAGACGAAAAGCCAAUGAAUCGGUUACUGCACCCGUGAACCGAACCAUCAGCCCAAUAUUAAGCUUUGCAGAUAGAAAAGAGUCCAAAGCCGACGACAAUAAUGGAAUAGAACGCGAAGAACCAUAUGGGCAUCAAAACAACAGCAUGCCAUAUUCAUCUCCUGAAGUGAAGACUGCCACGAAGAAGAAAAAGUCGUUCUUCCCUCGGUUCUUCAUGUUCUUUACCAGAAAGAAACUGCAGUCCAAGACGGCGUGAUUAGGCAAUGGCCUUAAUUGGAAGCAACUCUUUUUGUUUUGUUGUUUUUGUUGUAAUUACUACAAUGGUUAAAUAGUGACAUUUUUUACCAUAAAUUAAACAUAAUCUAAAUAAAUAAAUAAUAUAAAAAUUUGAUAUAUCAAAACUAUAUACUCCCUCCGUCCCAAAAAGUCUUUCCUGUUUCAUUUUUUGCGCAUCCCAUAAAACACUUCUACCGACAUCUAAAAUGCCUAAAAUUUACAACAUUUCUUCUUUAUUGUGGGUAGAAGUUAUUUUGAAAGUUUUUUUGGCAUUCAAGGCGGGAUAGAAGUGUUUUUUGGGAUGCGCAAAAAAUGAAACAGGAAAGACUUU